AACUGGGGCAGUAAGGCGCUGCCGAAACAGCUCCAGUGCCGGCGAGGGCACACCACGGGCAGCGGCUUCUGGACUGCGCGAUGAGCGGAUGCAGGUAGCUUCCCUGACGCUGCAGACAAGAGGAGAAGAUGAAGGAAGAUUGUCCACCCAGUUCUCAUGUUCCCGUCAGCGAUAGCAAGUCCAUCCUGAAGUCGGAGCUCUUAAGCUUGCUAAAAACUUACAACUGCUACCAUGAGGGCAGAAGCUUUCAGCUGAGACACCGAGAGGAGGAAGGCGCCUUGAUCAUUGAGGGACUUCUCAACAUUGCCUGGGGACUGAGGCGGCCAAUCCGGCUCCAGAUCCAGGACGACAGGGAGCGAGUGCACCUCCCUUCAGCCUCCUGGACGCCUGGACAGCCCAGCUGCCACCUAAAGGAGCCACUUCUUCAGGAUGGCAAGGUCGCUGCCCAGGAGCCGAGCGCUCAGAAGGCGCCCAACGCCGAGAGUUCCAGAGCCAGCUCAGAGCCCCUGGAGGAGGACGAGGAGACCCCCCAGCUGAUGCGGACCAAGAGCGACGCAGCCUGUGUGAUCCAGAGGAGGCCCCGGUCCCGCACCCCCGGCGAGGCCCAGAGGAUCCGGCGACACCGGUUCUCCAUCAACGGGCACUUUUACAACCACAAGACCUCAGUGUUCACUCCUGCCUAUGGAUCCGUGACCAACGUGAGGGUCAACAGCACCAUGACAACCCUGCACGUGCUCACCCUGCUGCUGAACAAGUUCCGAGUGGAAAAUGGCCCCAGUGAGUUUGCGCUCUACGUUGUUCACGAGUCUGGGGAGCGAACAAAAUUAAAAGACUGUGAGUACCCGCUGAUUUCCAGAAUCCUGCACGGGCCGUGUGAGAAGAUCGCCAGGAUGUUCCUGAUGGAAGCCGACCUGGGCGAGGAAGUGCCCCACGACGUCGCUCAGUACAUUAAAUUUGAAAUGCCGGUGCUGGACAGUUUUGUUGAAAAAUUAAAAGAAGAGGAGGAAAGAGAAAUAAUCAAACUGACCAUGAAGUUCCAAGCCCUGCGUCUGACGAUGCUGCAGCGCCUGGAGCAGCUGGUGGAGGCCGAGUAGCCAGCCGGCACCAGCCUCUCCCGGAGCCCCCCACGGCCGGUGCGAACUGAGUGCGGGUGACCAGGCCCUGAUCCGUCCCAUUGACUGAGAGCUACCGGCUGAGGAGUCUAGCACACGUGCUUCUACACGUCUCCCUGCCUGAGCACCAUAAGUCCCAGGCCCCUGGCUCUGGGCUCCAAGCUGAGCACUUACUUACAGGGCCCAGAGCCAGGCCCCGAGGAGCCAGGAAUUUGCUGGGUGGGGUCUCUGUGUGAGGCCAGCCUGUGUAGUACGCAGCCCUGAUGCUGACACUGGCUGGAGUAUGUGGCUGGACAUGGUGGCCGGUCCUGUUCAGGAGAGCAGUGCCUGAUUGAGCCCAUGAUGUGUGCGCUGUCUGCUUCCCCGUGCCUGGCCCAGAGUAUCUGCACAGCCACAAGCCUCCGACCUCCUCAUCCACGUGACCCAUGAGAUCUCUGUCUGCCCUCACCUCACACAGCAGCUCAGGACUCCACUGGGAAAAGCAGGGGCUGCUAGCAGACAUGGGAUGUGCCCGGCAUCUGGCCAUCACUUUCCCCAUGGCAUCCCUGGCCUCCAAGCCUCUGAUGCCACCCCAGCGCCCUGGCAGCAGAGGUCAGACCAGAAAUAAGACCAUGAGCAUCCCAUCUUCUCUUUACAGCACUCACUCUUAACAUCCUCGAUGAGACCUGGAGGAAUUCUUAUAAGGACCUUGCUGCAGGAAACAUGUCACUUUGAUCACAUGGAGGAGGUGGCCCACAUGGUGUCGGAAGGAUGCCAGCCUGUGUGGAGCAAAAGCCAGGGGCUGAACAGGGGGCGGCUGAGAGGUGGGCUCAGGAAGGCAAGGGCUGUCACACUGUCCCACGGAUACCUGUGUGUCUCCUGCCCUUUCUGGUCUUGUUCCUCCGCUCUCUACACUUCCUGUCAAAGGGGUACAAUGAGAGGAUAUGUAUUUGAGGAGAAAGGGCUUUGAAUUCCUCGGGGUCAGAACAAUUUGGGUUUGUCAGCUGAUGGAGAAUUUCUGGGAUGAACAAGAAGGCCUUUGCAAAACUAUGCAACAGUUUACAUUGGUCAUGUGAAGUGUUUGUCCAAAACAGAGCAAGUUAAAAACCAAAUUCUUUUCCCACUGGGUCCUGUGGAUAGUAGAUUUAAAAAGAAGAACUAUAGAGUCUUCCAAAUAUAAGAGAGAUCCCAUCUCUGCUCUGUGCAGGGGCUCCUUACUGGGGCCUAUUAGGAGCAGAGCUUGGGAGCAGCCUCGUCAUGUGGAUCCACUGCUCAGGGUCAGCUUCAUGCCAGGGUUUCCCAGACCUAGCUCUGUGGUCCCAGAGACAUGCAGAGAUCCCCUGUGGUUUCAAUCAUCUCUGCUCUCCUUUGGCAACAUAAUUUCAUAGGUGCUCAAUAAAGGUGUGUUAAAGUGAAGGA
This is a messenger RNA of Suricata suricatta (meerkat), 2510 nucleotides long. RefSeq names its product Ras association domain family member 4 (gene RASSF4). The coding region runs from base 129 to 1094 and encodes 321 amino acids. The transcript has 11 exons. The record is from RefSeq and is a predicted model, not a curated record. Gene Ontology annotation, biological process: signal transduction. Lineage: Eukaryota; Metazoa; Chordata; Mammalia; Carnivora; Herpestidae.